CAUGUUGUUCUGAGUGGAGUGGCGGCGACGCGCGCGGCUCCUACACUCUUUUCGGAUUUUAAGUGGUAAAACGGUGCCAGGCCGAGCCUGUAUGAUUAUGACUGCUAUCUAAUAUGGUAGUGAUCUGACCCGAGCGGGAAUAAUGUCGCAGAGCAGCACCCAGAGUAACGCGGACGACGAGUGGUGCUCUAACGACGAGCUUACUGACGAAGAGUACGAGAUCGACGAGUCGUCCUCCCUCGAGGACGACCUACCGUCUUCCACCUCCGGCGUCAGGCUCAAGAAGCACGUCAACAAGGGCCGCUGGACCAAGGACGAGGACGAGAAGCUGAAGUCGCUGCUGGAACAACACGGGGAGAAGUGGGAAGUGAUCGCUGGCUGCUUCCUUGACCGUAACGACGUUCAGUGUCAACAACGGUGGCACAAGGUGGUCAACCCCGAACUGGUCAAGGGUCCUUGGACCAAAGAGGAGGACGAGAAAGUGAUCGAGCUGGUGGAGAAGUAUGGCCCCAAGAGGUGGACGCUCAUUGCCAAACAUCUCAAGGGACGCAUCGGCAAGCAGUGUAGAGAGCGAUGGCACAAUCAUCUCAAUCCAGCCAUAAAGAAGAGUGCCUGGACAGAAGAGGAAGACCGCAUUAUUUAUGAGGCCCAUAAGCAGUGGGGUAACCAGUGGGCCAAGAUUGCCAAAUUGAUUCCUGGCAGGACUGACAAUGCAAUAAAGAACCAUUGGAAUUCGACCAUGCGACGCAAGUACGAAGCAGAGAUGACUGCAGCUGGACGCAAAAAGCCGCGUGGUGGAAGACACAGCUCUGGACAGACACCCCCCGUGAUGGCUUCUCCAGUGCCUCCACUUUCCCACUAUUCCCAGGAAUAUUUUCACAGACCAGAUGUUAUGGGUCCGCCCAUUAGUCACAGUGCUCCUCACCUGCCUUCACAAGUACCACCUGCUGCUGCUGCUGCUCCUCACAUAUACUCUGGUGGAGGGCCAUACUCUGCCACACCCCAGCACCACCAGGACUACCACGCUAAUACUCAGUAUGAGUUGCCUUCGGCCAUGCAUACACCCAUUCCCAUCAAUAACACGUCUCCCUAUGGUCAAGAGGCAUAUUCACAGAACUACUGGGAGCAGAAUAGCCCCUACAAUAAUAACUAUGGAGGAAGCAUGACCCAGUCCUCCCACCAGCAGACUCAAGCCCCCGUCACACCAAGCACCUCGGUGGACAGUCUGGGGACCCCUGGGGCCAACCAGGUGAGUAAAGCACUCCGCCAAUGCAAACCUGGUACAAUUUUGGACGUUAUGGGUAGGGCUGUCAAAAGUGAGGGAUGCUCACCUCCGCAGCUGGCUUCCCCAGGGACCAUCGUUGAUGAUCGUGGCUCGCCGGUUUCAGUCCAGGUGAGUACAUCGACGCCAACGCCGCCGCCGCCACCUGGCAUACCUACUCCGCCCCUGAGUCAGUAUGGUCAGUACCCUGCUCAGCCACAGCCCUUGUCUGUGUCGUCGUCGUCAUCACUAAGCCCACCCUUGAACCAGGGAUUCUUGCUCUCCCCUGACAAGACCAGCAUCUACAGUGACCUUGGUAUCAUCUCCCCCCUCAAAUAUUUUGACGAACUGGGCUCAUUGUCUCCGCUGAAGCAAGAACGGAGCUUGGAGGCCUUCAGAGCUGAAUUGGACAUGGGAGCCUUUGAGCUUUUGACCUGCAGUCCUGUCAAGGUUAAACAAGAGUUGCUGCAGGAUUUACCACAUCCGUCCCCUCUGGCCAUCAGCACGAGUGCUGCUGUCUCGUCCUCGUCGUGUUUCACCUCGUGUUCCUCGUCCACCACCACAACCUACACGGCUCCUCCUCUAUACAUCACAGCCUCCAGUGCUACAUGUCCUCCGUCUAACCAUAAUAUGAGUAUCAACAGCACGCACAAUGGGUCGUUCUCGUCUAUGAAUUCGUCACGUCUCUCUACGCCUCCCAUACUGAGACGGGGUCGUCGGAAGCAGCCAUCUCCCACAAAGAGACAUCAUCUGUCCAUUUUGGAUCCGAACGAGUCCCUGCUGACGACCCCACAGAAGAUGACUCCCGUGAAGACUGUACCGUUCAGUCCUUCUCAGUUCUUGAACAGUCCCAAUUUGUCAUUCGAGGAUGGCAACAUGACCUCUACACCAGUCCUCGGGGGAAUCCCAGUCUCUCAAUCUACGCCCGUCCAACCACUACCAUUAUCCAUACACAUUUCUAAUCACACGAUCACACCCUGCGAGCCCAGUAGUCAGCCUCGGACACCUAAAUCCCGUCGCGCUCUUCUCCAGUCUGCACCAAAAACUCCUACACCGUUAAAAAAUGCCUUGCGGGAAAUAGAGAAGAAGAGCGGUCCACUCAAGCAUCUGCCACAGACCCCAACACACCUUGAAGAUAUAACAGAGAUCAUACGCAAGGACACCGAGACGGAGCGCACCAAGUUUGAGACGCCUUCCAUGGCUAACCACAGCUUCCGAAACCAGAGUGUUUGUGAUAGUGGUUAUGGUACUUUGAAGCGCAAGGCCACUUCUGCCAUUGGCAAGGAAAACUCUCCUAGUAAAAAAGCUCGCAAGGCCCUCCUACACUCGUGGUCAACGCCAGGAGAAAUUCAGGUCCCUGGCUUCCGUGCAGAGUCUCUCACCCUAAUGCCAGAGACUCCGAGCAAGAGCCUGAUUGGCGACUCCUCCGUCCUGUUCUCGCCGCCCUCCAUCAUACGUGAUACUCUUCCAGAGGAAACCCACCCCCUUACUUCACCGUUGUUGCUGAUGGACAAGUCCACCAAAAAGCCGAGAGAUGGUGAAAUUGGAAUGGGGUGCGUCAAGCGGAUAACCUUCUCGGAGGGCCAGACCACCAAGGCGAACCUCUCGAAGCUGGAUGUGAGGUGGGAGAUGGUGGCGUGUGGCAAGACGGAGAACCAGCGUCGUCUGACCGAGCAAGCACGCCAGUUUGUCAACCAGAAUGCAGCACUAAAGCCACGUUCACUUAACCUGUAGAGUGACCUCUCAGUGGGACCACAGUAAGAAGCUAUUUGUAACCAGUUACGGGCCGGUGUGCUCGUUACCUACUGUCAUUGCCACGUAGGAUGGGGGGCACUGAACAUGGCAAGAAAACAAAGUAUAUCCAUAUGUUUUGUUUUUAACUUUCAUAGUACUAAGUGGGCAAAUAUAUAAUAUCAAAGCUUCAAAACAAAUUCAUCAUGAGUGUUCAGUUUGCUUCCUAUGUUAUAAUUCUGUACCACAAUUCUAGAAAUGGUAAUUUUCAUGAUUACCAUCUUGUCUUAAACUGGUAACUUUAAAAGCACUAUAAAGUGCCUGAGCAUUCUAUCUAGAAUGCAAUAUAUAUAAUAUUAAUAAAUAGUGGAACCAUUACACUAUUCAUUGUACAUUAGUUUGUGUGGUUAUGUGUGGUCCCCUGUUGAGGCUUCCCUACAUGGCUAAGGACACUACUUGAUUUUCUUCUUAUGGAGCAGGAGAAUAGUCUUCUAUUAUCUAAGAAUGAUUCGUGAAUUUUCCCGUGGGACAGUUGAAAACCUGCGCGUGUCCUACGGGAAUAAUAUCGUGGGUCGUGUCUUUUGAAGAGAAUGAAAGAAAGUUGUCCUGUUGUUUACUAGGAUGAAAAUCUCAUGCGAGAGGUGAUGUUGAAGGUCAGUUAUAUUAGCAAGGUUAGUGUGUAUAAGAGGAAGCUGCAUUGGUGAGGUGGACCAUUGUGAGACAAGUUGGAAAAGCUGGAGCUGUAGUGUGACAGCAAGUUAAAUUGACAUUAAACAUGCUUUUGUGAACAUGUAAUGUGAUUUUUUUUGUCUUUGCACUUGUCUCGCUCUGCAAGUCUUGCCAAUGUCUUCAUCUUUGCGUAGUAUGUUAUAGAAAAACCCAGUUAUUUUCAGACCAAAGUAUCGCUGGCGCGAGAAACAUUUGGCAAGGCCUCUCCCACUAAACUUGGGAGUGCCGCCAGACUUGAGCCAGCGUGUAAUAGUUAGGUAGAGACUGUGAAUGGGGUGUGAUAUAGGGUGACGUGUUUUUAUUUACUUAAUAAUAUACAAGCUUGGGUUGGAGGCCGGUAGGUGCAUCAGAUAUGUAAUCGUGUAUCAAUAUAAUGAACAAAGUAUUUAACACCAAUAAUCUCAUUAGCAUUGUAAAUAAGUUGUGGCUUUUCACUGGAACAACUUUGUGUUGGUCCCGUAUAACCCGCUGCCCUCGUGCCUCACUUGUGUAAAGGCUACAGCCACGGAACAAAUAUUUUUUACUCUGCUUGGCUUUUUCAGGAAGCUAUUAAUCAUUUCAUUAUGUUUUUGUUGGAAACUUAUAAUUUUAUGUUAAAUAUUUUAAGCCUUGUCUAUAUUUUCCCCUCAAGCCGACUGUUUAAAUGGCUUUAAUUCCCAUCAUCUCUUGUAUAUGAACUGUGUGUAACAUUUGCAGUUGGUAUUGAUAGAAUAUUAUUAUUUGCACCUAUUUUGUGUAAUAGAAAAUGGGACGGGCUGUGCUGGCAGUGCGUUCACUUCACUGUCGCAGGCAUCUGUUGCUGGCAACGCUGCAAGGCUUGAACUGUAUCGACUAGUACGGACUGCACAUAUUACCAUUACAUUCUCUCGUGUCAGAAUUGUAUUGUCUGUUCCACCAUCACAUAUCUUGUGUGUUAAAGUAUCUAGUACAGGUACUUUUGUUUUUUAAGAAUAAGGCUUUAAUGGAGCGCAUACUCUUGCUUGUGGUGAUCGUAAUACCAGCACAGUUUGUCCCAAACACUCCCAUAAUCCCAUAAUGUAGUAGUGUAGAAUACCAGCUAAGGAGAGGAAGCUCUAAAGUAUUUGCCUAAUGGGUUCUAUAUAUUUAAAAAAAAAAAAAAAAAUCUAAACAGUUUGCAUGAAGAGACCUGAGGAGCUGGGGGGGUGAAUCUAGUGUUAUGAUUGGUCUUGCACCUAGUACGAGAGGUGUUGUACUUCCCAUGGUGUUGGCUACAGCUAAUGCUAACUUUAUACAGUUUACUUCCAAACAAUAUGGUUUUAAAAGUAGUGUUUACAUAACUAAAAUGAGGCAUCAUAAUUUUUGGCAUUUCUACCAGCAUUUUAUGAUUUAUAUAAUUAUUGUACAGGAUGUGUGUAGCAAGAGAUGCUGUAGUUUAUUAAAAAUAUGUACUGUAUAUAACAUUACACGUCCGCCUAUACUGGGCACAAUGUCUCCCAAGAAACUGUCGUGUGUGUGUGUGUGUGUGUGUGUGUGUGUGUGUGUGUGUGUGUGUGUGUGUGUGUGUGCCGUUAAAUUAUGUUUAACAAAAAUAAAUCGGGAGUUGUAUAUAUACUGUCUUGAAUGUUUUAUCGGCAUUUCAAUUUGAUCAACUGUACCUAAUAAUAGGCUUAAUGAAGGUCUUAUAACUCUUAUUUCAAUUUUUUUUUAUAAUGUUACUUGUUUGCAGUGAAAAUGCAAAAAUGUAUGUGGCCUAAUAAUGUAUGACUAAAGUGGUAUGAACAUGCUAUUGCAUGAUUUUUUUUUAGUUGUGGCAGCGAUGCCGUCAUUAGCAUUGAGCUCCGUCUUUGCCCACCUUCUCCGAGUUUACUUACCUGUGAUACUACAUUCAAAAUUAAUGGCCUCACUAAUAGAUGUAGUUCAUGUUGCAGAGUGCACGUAAAUGUCAACACAUCCACACAUUGCUAACUGGGGAAAGUGACAACCUUUCCUCUGUCAUGGAUACUUCAUUAAGAGUUCACAUUUGAUGAUUGUCUUCCAUGAACCAACAACGUUAUAACUUAUUUCUAACGUGUGGGGUUUUGUUUCAGCCCAUUAUUGUGACUACUGAAAGCAUUACAUAAUUAAAAUUACUGUAAACAUAAUUCUGACUAUUACCAAUAGAACUCUUAUGAGGAUCCAAGAUUUUCCAAAGUGGAAGGUUCCAGUGUAGUUUACAAACAUAAUAUAUAUAUAUAUAUAUAUACACUUGCAUGUGACUUAUAUACUUUGACUUGAGCACAAUAGCUAUAUAAUAUAGAUACACUAGUGAUUUGCUUUUAGUUAGACAUCACAACUAUACAUUUCUGAUGAAUAUUUUGCCCCUGAAGACUCCCUUCUGAGGGUGUAGCCAGAGUAGGAAAGGCUCCAGGCAGUCCUGUAGAUGAUGUCCUCGUCUGUAUGUACAGCUCUGAAGGGCUGAGUUUAUUGAUAUUGAUCAUAUGGCAGGCGAGGAUGGCUGUCUCUUAACACUGUCUUCAUAUGAGUAAAUAGGCAGUAUGGCUGGUAGUACGUCCCAUUACUCGAUAUUUUUGUAGUCUUUAACGAGGACUUGACAUGGUGAGAGUGGCUGUAGGAUGGAAUGUGCAUAUGUACAAUUUACUCUGUAAAUUCAUGUUAAAUAGCCACUAAUUUUUUUUAUACUGAUGGCUGGGUUUUAGUGCUUUGGUCUGCAGUUCAUUGGUAGGCUUACUACCAUAGAAAAUUAAAUUGACGGCUAUGACUGCCACCGACAUUGUUAAUGAGUAAAUAUUACUUCUGUAUUGAUAGUGUGUUAUUCGUGCAUGAUCAUAAAUGGAGUAAUGUAGUGUGCGUGUUCCUCGUGGGCUAGAUCUUGAUGGGUAGCGAGCACAUGGAGUAUACAGCAAAAGUAGACUCAUCCCCCAAACUCCAUCAGUCUGCUCUCAAAAGCUAAAACGGGUGUAUUAUUGCGGCCAGAAAUGUAUGGCAGAGUUUAGUGGUUUGUUCAGUUGAUACGUGAUGUCACAAGUUUUUAUUUUAACCGGUUUUGUGAGAAUACUUUUAAAAUACUAAGUAAUUAAUUACUAUUAUACAUGUUCCUAAAAAAAAAAAUUGGAAUUUUAAUACUGAUCCAUUGUUUUGCAGCAAUUUUUUUUUCAACCCUAGGAUAAAGUAGAGGCCUAUGGGCUACAUUUGGUCAGAGUUUUCCAGUUUGUAACAUUAGUGUCGGCCUGUAGGUUUGUGGGCAAUAUUGGUCCUGUAGACACACAGUGCCAAGCCUCGUGCCCAGAGUAUGUUUAGGGGUGAGCACAUUGUUUAAUGUGCUCAGUGUGCAUUUGUCAUGGUGAUAUUUUAAACCUGUUUUCUUUAACUCAUUUUCAGAAAUACAUGAAGAUUGUUGUCAUAUACUGUAGAGUAUAACUUUAUUACUACUUCAAGCAGGCUAGGAAUAUCCCAUGACUUGUAGACGUGUCUAUUAGGAGAACUUUUGAAAUACAAAAAUGUGUAAAUAAGUGACUGUUGAUGCUUCUGGAGUCCACAAUGAACUUUCCUCUGUCCUAGUCAUCUUGACCCGCCAGCAUUUUUCAUUCAUUUAUAGUUUCACAUGCCGAUUGUUUUGAAGAUAUUCAGGACAUGUUAACGACGGGUGCAAAGUGUACACAUCAAUGAUGUAUAUUACUGCUUUAUAUCUGGUUGUUACCAUGUCCAUCCUCUGAUAUGCUGAACCAUAUUUUGAACUAUAUCUGUAUUGUGUUGCUGAGGGCAUAAUUGGUACCAAAUAUUAAAGCUUCUCUUAUGCGAGUGAUAAGUGAAUUAUAUUUAGGUAGGUCACAGCAUAUUAGCGGCAUAGGAUUUGUCCCAAGUGAAAUUUUGUUAUAACGGUCAAGGGUUACUUUGUACAAACUAUUGUUUAAUGCAAGUCUGUGCUUUAUUCAUAAUCAUAUUUAUGAAGGAAAAAAACACUUAGUACAGUCUGAUUGGCAGCUGUUUCUGGGGACCCAUUAGCUGACAGGUAAAUAACUAUUUAUUUCAUUAUUUUGCUGCUACAACUAUUUGGUUUAGAUUGAAAUUAAAUAAAUUGAAUCGGAA
Molecule: messenger RNA, 7768 nt
Organism: Procambarus clarkii (red swamp crayfish)
Lineage: Eukaryota; Metazoa; Arthropoda; Malacostraca; Decapoda; Cambaridae
Product: transcriptional activator Myb
Biological process (GO): regulation of DNA-templated transcription
Cellular component (GO): nucleus
Molecular function (GO): RNA polymerase II cis-regulatory region sequence-specific DNA binding; DNA-binding transcription factor activity, RNA polymerase II-specific
Source: RefSeq, a predicted model, not a curated record